Messenger RNA from Endocarpon pusillum Z07020, 432 nucleotides. RefSeq lists its product as uncharacterized. Gene Ontology annotation, molecular function: oxidoreductase activity. NCBI's taxonomy places the organism in Eukaryota, Fungi, Ascomycota, Eurotiomycetes, Verrucariales, Verrucariaceae. The coding region runs from base 1 to 432 and encodes 143 amino acids. The record is from RefSeq and is a predicted model, not a curated record. The transcript has 2 exons.
AUGUCGAAAAAACUCUUCGCCUUGACCAUCUGCGGCUAUCGCAAGUCAGGCAUGGACGAGGACGAAUACCACAGAUACUUAAGCGAUAAUCAUGCACCUUUACUGAAGGAUCUGUUGAUCAAGAACAAGAUUAUUGAUUAUACAAUGCAACACAACACGAGCGAAACCAAGAAGAUGAUGGGCCAAAUAUUCGGAAGUCUGCAUGCUGGCAACGUUGCUGAGUGUGACUGCUUCGUCCAGAUUGUAUUCCGGGACGUUCAGGACUUCAUCAACGUCAAAGAGGACCCCCAUUACAAGAAGAUGGUGGUGCCUGAUCAUGAGAACUUCGCUGAUGGCAAGAGGACUACAAUAGUGACUGGCUGGUUCGAGAGUCAUAUUCCAAGCAGGCACGGUGGAGCAAUUGAGAAUGGAGUCUCGAUAAAUGGACAUUGA